AUGCCGUUUGCUGUCAAAACGGCUUUACCCUCUUCCACCAUUAAAUCCGAGAAUUCAAUAUGGGUGAACACCGAUGAGGUUGUCAUACAAGGCUAUGGGGAUGGUUCGUCACAUUGCCAUAAUGAUGGUAAAAUAAAAAUCAUAGACAUGCUCAAAUCCAGAUUUGUCCUACCAAAGACCCUAAAAGUUAUCCAGCUCAGAACUGUUAAUGGAAUUACAACAAAGUUUCCAACAACAGAUGAAAAAAAACACUUGCCUCAAUUUAACACCCAAAAUCUGGCCCAAAACCUAGAAUAUUUUUCCAUUACUCCUAAUUCAGAAGAGGCAUAUGUGAUGAACAUGACCAUCAACAAAUGGUUAAAGGGAUUAACCGCUAUCUCACCUCCAUCGCCCUCUAAUGUUGGCAUCCGCCGUUACAAUGUCAAAAAAGUUGAACUGCUUGAGUCAGAUCAGUUACUUCUUUGUCACCGCUAUGGGUUCCCAUACGCGGUGUUUUAUUGUCAUCAACCGACGGCGACCAAGGCGUUUUCCGUUCACUUGUCGGCAGCGGUUGAGAGUGAAGACGGCGGAUUAGAGGCUAUAGCGGUUUGCCAUAUGGAAACCUCUAAGUGGAGUGCAAACUACAUUGGGUUCAAGGCACUUGGAGUCAAACCGGGAACUCCUAUUUGCCAUUUUCUUCAUUCCCGUGAUCUUCUCAUGUAUGUACCCAAUUAA
Messenger RNA from Spinacia oleracea (spinach), 714 nucleotides. RefSeq names its product BURP domain-containing protein 5-like. Bases 1 to 714 code for a protein of 237 amino acids. The transcript is spliced from 2 exons. NCBI's taxonomy places the organism in Eukaryota, Viridiplantae, Streptophyta, Magnoliopsida, Caryophyllales, Amaranthaceae. The record is from RefSeq and is a predicted model, not a curated record.